AUUUUGAGGACCGGACGUGCGUUAAAUCACAUAUGACGGGGGGAUCGCUUCGACGUCGAAAUCUCCGUGCAAAAGGUGAGGAUUUUACCGUUAGUAACAUAUCUUUGAGUUCUCCUUUGGUGUCCCGCUUGGUCAACCGUUCGAUCCCUUCUGCCGACGUGUGAUCGCCUUCAAGCACAAGACUUUCCAUCCGGCAAUCGGUCUCUUCUCAAAUUGGAUCUUUCUCGUCGUGGACGUUUGGCGUGCGCAGGGUGGCUCGCACGGCCUCAGCUAUAGAUGUCAGGCGAUGGAGCCUUGCUUCCCACGCCUAUAACGGACUCGUUCCAUCUACUUAUACUAGAUCGCCACGUAGCAGCCACAGCUGCCUCCGCGACGUACAACAACUACAUAGCGAAUACCUCAGUGUCCCAAAGACAUAACACCAUACCACCUCCGAGCAGCUCGUUCAGCAAUGUCUACGGCGCGAUCCACUCCCGGACCACCUCGACGUUUAAUGUGCCGUACCAGAGUCCGUACCCGCAGAAUGCGCUCUCCAACCUCGUCCUCUAUGGCAUCCUAUCCGUGCUCGGGACGACGUUCAACGUCUUUGAGAUAUCGACGCUCAUCGUGCAAGAAUGCCUUCGACGACGAGGCAACCUACUGCUGGCCAAUCAGGCCUUAGCCAAUCUGAUCAUCACGGCCGGGUCGUUUCCAGUAAUGUGCGUGGCGAUCCUUGCGGUUAUGCAGGAUGAAAAGCCCGUCUGUCACGCCCAGUGGUUCUGCGCACUCAUGUCGUUCUUCAUUAAUAUCUUCAACUUUCUCUGUAUCGCGUUGGAGAACUAUGUUCGAUCCUGUCGACCUGAGGAAAUGGUGGAAGACGGUGCCGAGCUGGGCGACCGUCGAGUUUUACCCAUCGUGGCGACGAGGCCGGGUGAAUUCCGUGGCGUGUAUCGCACGCUUUGUGCCGCGCCGGUCGUCGUCAUACUUGUCUUUCUCGGGUGGGCCCUAGCGGCUGCCGCGUGCGCCGUCAGCUUCUUCGUUACGCAGGGCCUCGACAUUUGCAACAACGACAUGCGCCAGAGCCGGAUGCUGCUCACGCUGGCGGCGCCGAUCGCCUUCAGCGUUUUCGUAUUCGCCAAGGCCGUGAAUGAGCACCGCGAUUUCACGAUACACCUCGAGCUCCGGAACUGCUCAGCUACACGCGAGCAGAUCCUUCAGCGGCGCCUGUUGCGCACCAACUUCACUGCCUUUCUGCUAUUCAUUCUAUGCUGGUUGCCUUUUCUCAUGUGCGUCAUCCUCAAGCCGAGCCUGAAGUCAUCCAUCCGCGACAAUUUGUUCUUCGUUGCCCAGAGCUACUCUUGCGUGUGCCCGCUUGUCUACGGCGCGACCCACGACGCUUUCCGGCAGGGAUUCGUGUACCUCAUUCACUAUUUCUGUUGUAAAUCCCAUCCGGAGAUACCGAAGCCACCGGUGGCGCCCGAUGAUCGUCAACGCGCCGGCGCCGUCCGGGUGGGCAUGCGAAUGGUAGAGACAAGGCGGACACCGCCCAGGGGCACCAAAAUGUCCACGAUGGGACUGCUAAGCUUUGCCGGUGGAUCAGAAGUCAACAGGAUGCGAUAUGAAGAAGAUUUCCUAUAGCGGCGCUUCAAUACAAUGCAUAGAAAUAUGAUACGAAUAGGCCACAAACUAAAUAAAGAAGACGCGGACAAACGAAGUAGAGAUAGCGAAAAUAAAAGUCAAAGCAACAAAGAACAACAGAAGCGAAAUGACAAGAAAAAAAACUAUGGAGAAAUUGGGUUCACGCUGAUAAGAAAAGUGGACAAGAUAAGAUAAUGUUAAUAGUAAUUCUUUUGCAAGCAGAACAAUUAGUUGAUGAACAUUGAACAUGAAAAUAAUAAUAACAACGAUUUUAUACAUGGCGGUUAUCACAUGUUUUCCUAUUGCUACUGAAGCAACCAAUGCCAAUCUGCGUCUUCUCCCAGAUUCGUUGGGCCGACAAUGACCAAAUACGAACUAUAGCUGUCACAGAUACUCCAUCGCAAGCCGCUGUACGUCUAGUUACCGACCACCAACUACAAGGCAUAUAAGUACUACAAUUUUAGUGAGAAGUUACCACUGAAGAUAACUGAAAAAUUGUCGAAAUAAACGAGGAACUUAUCAAAAAGAAAACCAAAGUACUAAGGUUGAGUAUUUCUAUAGAGGAAAUUCUACUUUCGUCUCGUUAGAUCUGUCAAGUUACUAGCUUUCCCCAUGAACCGCUCGUAAAGUUCCCGUGAUUGAACUAGUAGAGAACUACUGCAGCUGUCCAUAAAGCUUCACAGUCAAUGCUACUUAGCUAUUGUUGGUUACAUGCAACAAGUGCGCUGGAACCCAGCUUUGGGAUUCUGUAUAUCGACAUCCUGCCGCCAACAACAACAACAACAACAACCGCUUACAUGGCUAAGCAAUCCAACAACUCUGUCUGUAUACGUAACGUUUUAGUUGGUGCGAUGACGCAAGGUGUUGUGGAGGACGAGGCCAGCGUCGAUAUCAAUCACGACAACAGCAGCAGUAAAAACAAUAAUAACAAUAGAAGAGGCCAAUGGUCUUCGUAGAAAUUGUAAUGAUCAUACAAACGAAAAUACAGGUAAACCCAUUAGGAAAGCCAACGCUGAGUAAACGCCAUGACUUCACAAAUAUCGCUAUAUUCUAAGUGAUCGAGAACGGCACAGUACAACACAGAUGAAAAAUAGGCGGACAACAAAACCAAAAAACCGAUGGGAGACUAUGCAACGAGGAUUAUAUAAUGAUUUGUUAAAUAUGCAGCGAACAGGAACAUCUACUCCUCUAAUUCUCAUUAUUUCCAUUGUUUUUAUUGAUAGUUAUAACUGUUAUUAUUGCAUUACACUAAGACAAGUCGCAAUUCAUAAAUUUACAAACAAGGGGUAAGAUGUCUAGGAGGAAAAAGAAAAAAGUUGCGCGUAAGUAAAAUCGAAGUUGCCAGUAAACAAUGUAUCACGUUUACUAAUCAAUUAGUGACAAUAUACCAGAAAAUAAAACGAAAUCACAUACUAUAGCAAGGUGGAAACACUAUAAAACAAAAACAUAGCUACAAGAUAUUCUGCGUUCGUGGUUACUCAAAGAUUACUGGAAUGAUCUAUUUAGUGGUAAUUUUCUUCACUCUGCAUGCAAUUAAACAUACGGAUACCUAUAAAACUAUCGAAAAUUAGAAGAUACAUGCGUAAAUAACGAACUAGUAAAAUAACAUGUUGCUAUCAACAUCGAUAAGAACGAAAAGGCCGAUUGAACCGAUCACGUCCAAACUGGUCCAGCUGGACGAGCCUGUACGCACAGCAAACCCAUCUAGAGAUAUUGUAAAACUAUUGAACUCCAGACGGCAAAUGAAGGAUAUAUAUAUAUAUAUAUAUAUCAAGGAUGAAGUGAAGAUAUUCACACAACAAGCAACAUUAUGACAAUAAGAUUAGAGGUUAAGAACAUCAAC
Messenger RNA from Varroa destructor (honeybee mite), 3460 nucleotides. RefSeq names its product pinopsin-like. The record is from RefSeq and is a predicted model, not a curated record. Gene Ontology annotation, cellular component: plasma membrane. Gene Ontology annotation, biological process: adenylate cyclase-activating G protein-coupled receptor signaling pathway; G protein-coupled adenosine receptor signaling pathway. Gene Ontology annotation, molecular function: G protein-coupled receptor activity. Lineage: Eukaryota; Metazoa; Arthropoda; Arachnida; Mesostigmata; Varroidae.